AUGUCUAUUGCUAUCGAUCUCUUCUUUGACCAGCAUAGCCUCCGCGUGGCCGACCAAGGAGGUCAAGAUGAAGAGCCCGUCUUCAACGAAGAGUACGACUUCAUCGUUGCAGGUGGGGGAACAGCCGGUCUCGUUCUGGCGAACCGUCUCACGGAGUCUGGUCGUUUUUCUGUGCUGGUCCUCGAAGCCGGUCCUAGUCCUGAGCAGGUCUUAUCACACGAAUCACCUGGCGGCAAUCAGUUCAUCAAAGGGAGUGUUAUCGACUGGGGUCUUUUGACCACACCACAAGAACACUUGAACAAUCGCACUCUGCAGUACCUUCGUGGACGAACCCUUGGUGGGUCUAGCACGACAAAUGGUCUUUAUUAUGCACGAGGCUCAGCCAGCGUGUACGAUCAUUGGGCCGAGUUGGGCAAUCCAGGAUGGGGCUGGAACGAUGUGUAUCGCCUGUUUAGGAAGAGUACAAAGAUGAAUGCGCCCACUGCAACACCAGAGCUUUCAGUGUUCAGCCAAGAUUACAAGACGUUCGACGCUGAUGCGUAUGGUGGAGGGCCACUGGAGCUAGGCUUCCAAGGAUAUGUCCCACCAUCUACAGAUGGUUUCAUUGUCGCUUGCAGCGAAGCUGCGAACAUACCUAUCGUCGAGGAUCUUAAUCUUGGUGACGGUGUAGGUGUGAAACACGGAACGGCUACCCUUAACAGUAUGCUCCGAAGAAGCUCUAGUUACGACAGCUUCUAUGAGCAAGCUCGCAACCGAACAAAUCUACGGGUUUUGCAUGACGCGCCUGUCACUGGAAUCGUUUUCAGCAGCCCAUCUGGCAAUGUGACAAACUCCACUAGCAGCAGACCGUGUGCCAUUGGUGUCAGCUAUAUCAACCAGUUGACUGGCUUUUCAAGUCAAGCAAGAGCACGAAACGAAGUCAUCGUAAGCAUGGGCGCUUUUCACUCGCCUCAGCUCCUCAUGAUCUCCGGCAUUGGCCCAGCUGCUGAAUUGGAGAAGGUCGGCGUACAGCCGGUCGUGAUUAAUGAAAACGUCGGCCGCAAUCUCAACGAUCACUCAGUGUUCAGUAUUAUGGCGCGUGCGCAGGAUAAUGCUUCCACAACUGACAUGUCUCGCACACCCCAAAAUUUGCGCGCCGCUCAAGAGGCAUACUACCAGAACCUCACCGGUCAAUACACUGCUCCAUCCGGCGUGACGAACGGUUUCCAGAAGCUCACCGAGCAGCAACUCCGCGACAUCGGUGCGCAAGCUGUCAUCGACGCCGGUCUAGCGAACCAAACACACAUUGAAUACCUAUUUGAGAGUGUCUGGUACCCGUGGAUUCCCACACCAUACUGGGCACCACUACCGAACGACUCCUACAUUUCCGUCACCGCUUCUAGCAUGGUCCAGCUGUCCCGCGGUACCGUGACUCUCCGCAGUGCCUCCAUGUCUGAUAGCCCCCUCAUUAAUAGCAAUUACUAUGCCGACCCCACCGAUAGCGCUGUCGGUAUUGCCUCGUUCAAAUAUCUCCGCUCCAUUCUUCGCCACCCGGCCUUGUCCCGCUUCACGAUCGGGCCGAACGCUGGUGAAGUCAGCCCUGGCCCCGCGGUUGCUGAUGAUGAUGAUGAAGCUAUCUUGGAGUACAUCAAAGCGAACACGAUUCCAAACUGGCAUGCUACUGGUACGAACCAAAUGCUGCCGUUGGAGAAUGGAGGUGUCGUAGAUAGUAGGCUAAGAGUGUAUGGCGUUGAUGGAUUGAGAGUCGUUGAUUGUAGCAUUGUACCGGUACUUCCGGAUGCUAACAUCUUGGCGAGUAUUUACAUGGUGGCAGAGAAGGGUAGCGAGAUGGUCAGGGAAGAUUGGGGUGAUGAGAUGUCUUACUGA
Messenger RNA from Alternaria burnsii, 1866 nucleotides. Its product is annotated as glucose-methanol-choline oxidoreductase-like protein. Gene Ontology annotation, molecular function: oxidoreductase activity, acting on CH-OH group of donors; flavin adenine dinucleotide binding. Gene Ontology annotation, biological process: secondary metabolite biosynthetic process. The coding region runs from base 1 to 1866 and encodes 621 amino acids. The transcript has 3 exons. NCBI's taxonomy places the organism in Eukaryota, Fungi, Ascomycota, Dothideomycetes, Pleosporales, Pleosporaceae. The record is from RefSeq and is a predicted model, not a curated record.